Auxenochlorella protothecoides is the source of this 1992-nucleotide messenger RNA. Its product is annotated as 5'-3' exoribonuclease 1. NCBI's taxonomy places the organism in Eukaryota, Viridiplantae, Chlorophyta, Trebouxiophyceae, Chlorellales, Chlorellaceae. Bases 1 to 1992 code for a protein of 663 amino acids. Gene Ontology annotation, biological process: nuclear-transcribed mRNA catabolic process. The record is from RefSeq and is a predicted model, not a curated record. The transcript has 6 exons. Gene Ontology annotation, cellular component: nucleus. Gene Ontology annotation, molecular function: 5'-3' RNA exonuclease activity; RNA binding.
AUGGGCAUCCCAGGAUUUAAUUCCUGGGUCAGGAAGGAGUACCCUGAGGCUUUCGUCCCUUUCGAGCGGGGCAGGAGGGUGGACCACCUGUACGUGGACCUGGCCUCCACCCUCCACACGGUGCUCCGCAAGUCCCGCACCCCUGCACAGCUGCAUCGCCGCCUGCACAGCCGCCUCGACAACUAUCUAGCCAGAUUGCGUCCAUGCAAGAGGGUGGUGCUGGCCCUGGAUGGGCCCGGGCCCCUUGCAAAGCUCCUGGAGCAGAGGCGGCGCAGGUCCAAGAUGAAGGUCGCGCCCGAGGUGCCUGAGGCCGGUGAACCUGGCAGCGAGGCCUCCCUGUCCCCCCUGGCCCUCACCGCGGGCACGCCCUUCAUGCUCAGCGUGCACGCCUCCCUCCUGAUCUACAUUGCGCGGCGGCUGGCCAACCCACGCAAUCGGGGCCUCGUCUUCGAGUUCUCCGACUCCACAGUCCAGGGCGAGGGCGAGCUGAAGUUGCUGGCCAAGCUGCAGGACCAGGGUGGCGGGCGCGGCGCCCCCACCCCGGGCGACACCCACGUGAUCCUGGGCGGGGACAGCGACCUGUACCUGAUCGCGCUGGUGGCGCCGCGCCCGUCCGUCUUCAUCGCAGCCGACGCCGACAUCCCGCACCUGGGGGCGCCGGCGGACCAGCUCACCGUCUUCUCCCGCGCCGCGCUGGCCAACGUCUGGGGGCCCCACGCCGAUGUGGCGCGGCUGGGCCUGGACCUGUGCCUGCUGGCAGUGCUGACCUCCGGCAAUGACUACCUGCCCGCCAUCCAGGCGAGCCUGGGUUGGGGCCUGGUGCUGAAAGGGGGCGACCGGCCCGGACUCUGGGACCUGCUGCUGGACCUGCGGCGCCGGCGCUCGGCCGUCGGCCCCUGCCACCUCGCGCGGCGCGGCCGCUCCGGCGCGCUGACGCUGGACCGCGCGACCCUGGCCGCCCUGCUCUGGCGCUCCUACCAGCAGCGCCGCUACAUCGCCGGCCUGGAGUGGGUGAUCAACAUGUAUGCGCGCGGACGGGUGCAAGACUACCGCUUCACCUACGACCUGGCGGCGCCUACGAUCCUGGGCCUGGUGGCCAGCCUCGCGCACGGCCAGGCGGCGGUGGAGGACGGCGAGGAGGGAGCGGAGGAGGGGGAGGGCGCCGAGCGGGGUAUGGCUGGCGGGGAGUCGUGCGGGCCGGAGGGUGCCCAGCCGGCGCUCGGCGCCGGGCGAUUGGCAAGGAACGGUCUGAAGAGGGACCAGGCGGCGGCGAGGCCUAAUGGCGCGGCACGCCAGCCAGGUGGCGCCGACGCGGAGUUGGAUGAGAAAGCGCACGGAUCUAGAAACAAUCGGCCCCCAGCGAUGGACAUGGAGAGUGCCGUUGCGCCCCGGACUCCGCCCCCAGCAAAGAGCCCUGCCGCCCCCAGCAAACGCCCGAGGGACGAGGACCUGGCCCCUGCGCUGCCCCUCCCGCCGCCGCCGGCCUCGCCGCAGAGCCCCUCCAUGCAGCCCCUGAUCCCGGCGGCGUGCGCGCUGGCCACGCUGCCGCUCAGCGGCAGGCAGUUUGCGGCCAGCGCGCUGCAGCACCUCAUGGACGACGGGCAGGGCGCGGCCCUGCGCCACGUCUACGCGCUGUGCCCGACGUGCCAGCGCAUCGGCGCCGAGAUCGCGGCUGCCAACAAGGAGCUGGCGCGGGUGAGGCUGGCCGCCACGCAGCCCGUCACCGCCGCGCGGGCCGAUGGCCAGCCGCCGGCGGCCCAUGUGCUGCUUGCCGAGGAGGCAUACCGCGCCUGCAAGGUCGCCGAGGCCGAGGCGCUGGCCGCGCUGACCGCGCUGUCGCAGGCCCAGGUUGCGCACAUGGAGGAGGCGCACCCUUUCCAGCCUUUUCCAGUGGACGACGUCGAGGCGGCGGUGGCGGGGGUAGACGUGCGGCAGUACCCGAGCGCCGAGCGGCCCCUGGCGGGGUUUGGCAGGGACGUCCAGAUCUGGUGA